Messenger RNA from Olea europaea var. sylvestris, 617 nucleotides. RefSeq names its product upstream activation factor subunit UAF30-like. The transcript has 3 exons. Bases 217 to 582 code for a protein of 121 amino acids. The record is from RefSeq and is a predicted model, not a curated record. NCBI's taxonomy places the organism in Eukaryota, Viridiplantae, Streptophyta, Magnoliopsida, Lamiales, Oleaceae. Gene Ontology annotation, cellular component: nucleus.
ACAGAUCUAGCUGCUGUUUAAUUAAAAGACAAUUUCUAAUAUUAUUUUAUCCUGUAAUAUUCCAUUUUCGUGGAAAGCUGAUGCUGUUUUCUGAUCCAGAUUGUAAAACAGCUAUGGGCGUACAUUAGGAAACACAACCUUCAAGAUCCAUGUAACAAAAGAAAUAUAAUCUGUGAUGAUGCCUUGAGAUUGGUUUUCGAAACGGACUACACUGAUAUGUUCAAGAUGAAUAAGCUGCUUGCGAAGCACAUUUUUUCACUCGAUCCAAUGAAAGAAUCAGGUCAAGCUAAGAAGAUGAAGGUUGAAGAAAAGCCUCCAGAGGAAAAAACUGUAACUGGUUACUUUACUGUGGUAUUAUCAAAAAAACUUGCAAACCUUUUUGGAACUGUGCAAAGAGAAAUGCUCCUUUCGGAGGCAUUAGAACUUGUGUGGGACUAUAUAAAGGUUAAUCAGCUGGAGGAUCCUCUGAAUUCGUCUGUGAUUCAUUGCGAUGAAAAGCUUCAGGAUGUUUUAGGAUGUGAAAGAAUUUCUCCUUGGGAAAUGCAGGAGAUUCUUUCAUGCCAGCAUUUAUUUAAGAAAUGAUGUGUAUUCUCUUGUAAAUGGUAAGUUAUAAUAUG